Messenger RNA from Ectocarpus siliculosus, 634 nucleotides. The record is from the annotation of a GenBank genome assembly. Lineage: Eukaryota; Phaeophyceae; Ectocarpales; Ectocarpaceae.
AGAAGGUGUGGCAACACCAACAGCAGCGGGUGGUUGUUCAACCACCGGCAUCAACCGCGGGUUGGGGCCAUCAGCAGGCGGCGGCUUCUCGUCCAGCCGGCGCAGCUUCGCGUCCUCGUCCUUCGACACGUUCAGCACCGUUCACGAGCAGCAACAACCGUCCUCCGAUACCGAUGCCGAGCCUUCUUGUCCUCCCAGCGGCGGCACCCGUUGCCCGUUCUUGCAACACGAACUGCAACAAGGAUCUGAAGAAGAGGCGCGGGGGGGGGAGGGCUCGCCGGGCGCCCUGCUGAUGGGAGGAGGCCGUUCGGAAGAGGCGGCGCCGACCACGAAUGGCAUCGAGUUCAGCGGGUGGAUGUCAGAGCCGGCAGCGGGGAGUUGCUCCUCCGGGUUCAGCAUCGUGGGCUUCGACGACGAUGAUGAAGGAGGCGGGGUUGGAGGAACCAGUGAUGAGGAGGAGAUGGAGGAAGAAUGGUGCCCUACCGCUAGAGUUACCGACCCCCACGGCGGCGGCGGUUUUGGCGACGCUACUACUGGUGGUGGUGGUGGCGAGUCGACCUGUCCCCCGCAACAGCAACAACAGCAGCCGCGAGAGGAAGGGCUGGAUUUUUCAUUCAGACAAAACGUGCUUUGA